Molecule: messenger RNA, 1472 nt
Organism: Thrips palmi
Lineage: Eukaryota; Metazoa; Arthropoda; Insecta; Thysanoptera; Thripidae
Product: chondroadherin
Exons: 7
Coding region: 210-1472 (420 amino acids)
Molecular function (GO): protein binding
Source: RefSeq, a predicted model, not a curated record
UCCACGCCGCGGAGAACGGCCCAUCCCGCGCGGUCAUGUAGCCUGAUGAGGCCUCCGGGCAGCCUGAGUGCACCUGACUGACCAGUGCACCUGACAAACCAGUGCACCAGACUGACCAGUGUACCCGCAGCCUCCUGAGCAACGCACCGGGACUUCGCACUCCGACCGCCAACGCAGCGACGAAAGCUCUCUGUGGAUAAACGUGCAGUAUGUCCUCCCGGCCCGCGUUGUGCCUGACGCUCUUGACGGCCUUGCUCGCGCUGCGGGUGUCCGCCAGCACCGCCAACGCCCCCGCCGGCCCUGUCGGCGCCGACCAGAUCAACACCUGCCCCGCCGAGUGCUUCUGCCUGUCCAAGAGCGAGGUGCUGUGCAACACGGGCGGGCUGACCAAGAUCCCGCUGGACGAGCUGCCCACGACCGUGAAGCAGCUGACGCUCCACAAGAACAGCUUCUCGCACAUCAAGACGGAGGCGUUCGCCGGGCUGCGGCUGCUGCGCAACCUGUCGCUGGACCACAACAACAUCACCGUCAUCAAGGCCUUCGCCUUCCGCGGCCUGCCGCGCCUCCGCGAGCUCUCCAUCCAGCACACGCCGCUGGCCGUCCUGUCCGCCUUCUCGUUCGCCGGGCUGCAGAACCUGGACGCCGUGCGCCUCAGCCACAACCGCAUCCACCGCGUGGAGGGCCAGGCCUUCGCCGGCACCACCAACGUCAACUGGCUGCUGCUGGACCGCAACCCGCUCAAGGUGGUGGCCUCCAAGGCCUUCUCGGGGCUGACCAACGUGAAGCACCUCAUCUUCCCGUCCGGCGUGUCGCGGCUGGAGGAGGACGCGUUCCAGGGCCUCGACCACGUCGGCCUGCUCCGCCUCGCCUACAUGGACCUCGUGUCCGUGGACCCAUUCACCUUCCGGGGCCUCCGCCACGUGCACGUGCUCACCAUCCAGGACUCGGACCUCGGCCUGGUGCGCGGCAAGGUGUUCGAGGGCAUGGCGCACGUGCUCAACCUCAUCCUCAAGAACAACAAGAUCGACGCCCUGGAGGAGUUCCACAUCGUGCCGGCCAACAAGGUGAUCAACCUCCGCUUCGAGGGCAACCACCUGCUGCAGAACCCGGCGCCGGGCGCCGUGCAGAUACACCUGGCGGGCAACCUGACGGUGACCAAGAACCACUUCCCGUGCGACUGCCGCCUGCACGCGGUGCUGUUCGGGCCGCUGGCCAACCACUCGGACUUCCGCGCGCACAACUACUGCAUCAAGCCGCUGCACGUCAACGCGCAGGCCAUGGCGGCCAUGAGCUCCAUGGACGCGGCGGCGCUGGCGCGCUGUCCGGAGCACAUUUGGUGUGAGGAGGAGAUGCCACAUGGGUUCUCGUCUUGCAUCACUUUUAAGAAUAAUUUCUUGAGAAGUUUUCUUGUUCACUUCCCUUGUACAUAUGAUGAGAACGUAGUCAAUUCACGAUACCACUAUAGUCUAUAA